AUCAUCUCGCUUCAAGCUAACCCAAUGAGCAUUAGUAGUGUGUCGCAAAAAUUCUGUCCUUUGCUUGCUUGUAUAAGAUACACGACAUUUAACUCCUAAACGGAAAUCUUCGGCGGAAAUAAAACAACUAGGACUUGUUUAUGCAAUGCUAGCUGCCGUUGCAAGACACCUCAUCGAACUUAUUAGCCUACUCGAUCAAGUAUAUAUAUGCCCUACUUGAACCUCCUUAUCUAAUAAUUCUCACCCACCGUGAACUCUACCCAACAUACCGAAAUACUCCUUCAUUCAGAAGUUAUAAUCAAACGACACAAUGACUUCAGCAAUCGAAGAUGAGUAUCCCCUUGAUCGAACCAUUUUAGGUUCCUCCCGGUGAGUUUGAGUCACUCAACCAUAUAUCUAACCAGAAGCUAAAAAUUCAAGUCUCUAUAUGCAGCAUUGGCUUUGGCAAAGAUUGGCCGGGAACCUAUUGCAUUCAAGUAUUGCAAUCAAGGAAAACAUGAAGAUUGCCGAUAUAGCGUGUGGAACCGGGUAAGCGUUCUUGUGCCUCGUAACACAAGAUUGAUGUUACUAACAAAAGUGAAGGAUCUGGGUCAUAGAUUUAGCAAAAGAGCUUGAGGAAUCAAACACAUCGGUACAAUUAGACGGUUUUGACAUCUCAGCCGCUCAAUAUCCUCCGUCCGCAUUGCUCCCCUCAAAUGUCAAAUUAGAUAUCCUUGAUAUCUUCGAACCCGCCCCAGAGGAACUGAGAGGACAAUACGAUGUGAUUCACAUAAGUCUUCUAUGCCUCGUGAUCCGCGACGGAGAUCCAAGAUCAGUUUUAGACAAUCUGUUGACAUUGCUAAGUUUGUUCCCAGCUCCGUAAGGAGUCUUUUUGUGAAUUAAACUGAAAUAUGUUCAGAACCGGGAGGUUACAUCCAAUGGAAAGAAAACGACUUCAGUGAGAUUUACUGCACAUCUACUAGCGCGGAUAUAUCAACCAACGAGCUCAACAACUUAAAGAAAUGGGUAUAUGAAGUUCCGUUGAAGGGAUUCCCCAACUUUGAGUAUUUCCCCCUCAUUUCUUUUCCUCUCCGUCAUAGUCAUAGUAUAAUACUAUACUGAAACCCUAACAUCACAUAGAUGGAUACGUCAACUCAGCUCCAUCUUCCAAGAACGCGGAAUAACCAUUCUCGAAGACCAGCUAAUCAAACCCGAAGCCGAUAUUGCGUAUGCAUGGACAUUAAUGCACAUGCAUGGGAUGAAGGAAUUAGUUAAUGUAGCAGCAGGAGGCUCGAAAGAGGCAAUGGAAUUGCAUCGACGGGCUGCUCGGGAGGUCCAGAGGGGUGCUUGUCUAAUUAUGAGGUUGGUGAAUGUGGUGGGUAGGAAGGCCGGAGGUGACUGAGAUUCUUGUUUGUAGAGGGGCUUUUCCUAUCCUACGAUAAUGAUGAAAAUGACAAGACAAUGUGUCAAAACGGGAGUCAGAUUUUGAUUCAUUUUCCAUCAAAUACGUCUUGUAUAUCCGCAGUAAUUUCCCCAAUAACUUCAAGGCACAUACAUCAUCGAGCAUCUAGCCGUCAACCUUUUCAUCUUAU
This is a messenger RNA of Sclerotinia trifoliorum, 1571 nucleotides long. NCBI's taxonomy places the organism in Eukaryota, Fungi, Ascomycota, Leotiomycetes, Helotiales, Sclerotiniaceae. The record is from the annotation of a GenBank genome assembly.